CUGUAGGUGGUGGAUCUCUAUCUCACGGAAUCACUGCAUUAUUUGUGUGCUUUCACGAGCGGGCGCUGACUUCACAGAGUCAGUGAAUUGUUAUAUUUGGUAUUAUCAUAAUAAAGUUUUACGUGUACUUUCUCUUGAAUACAGGGCUAUUCCCCCUCGUAUUUAAAUACACCACCGUAAAGUAUUCAGGCUCGUCAGCUGUGUGUUGAGGUGAAGUGUGAAUUCUAAAUAAUCUACCGGAGCUUGUUUCUAUUCAAGUUUCAUGGAAGCUGUAGGAAUAACCUGAAAAUGUCCUCAUGACUCAACCCGGCCUCUCAGCUUCUGCAAAAAAAAAAAAAAAAAAAAAACCCUCAUGUAUCUGUGAAAAGUUUGAGUCUCCCCCUCCCCCACCUCCACAUGGUAGCUGAUGCAUGAAGUGAGAGCAGGAGGAGAGGAAGAGGAAGGAGGAGAAGAAGAAGAAGAAGAAGAAGAAGAAGAAGAAGAGAGGGCCUCACUUUGAAGGUGCUGCAGCAUUACAUAUGAAACAGAGCUGUUGUGUAGCCCGAGGCCUCGAACUACACACAGUGAGUGUGUACAGGUUCCUAAAAGUCUGGACAACGUAUAGAGCUUUGUUGCUCCGCCUUCACUGAACAAUGCCGACUCACUUGCUGCUGCCGUUAAUGGAGAGCCCAGAUGGACUUGCCCAAGAUAUUCUGAUUGGUAACAAUGCAAGCAUCCCUGGCUCCAGCAUGACACCGCACACCAUCAGCUCAGAAAAGGCAGCGUUUCAUUUUGCAGGAAGCUCGUCGCUGUCUUGUAUGUUCUGUGAUGAUACUUUCACUCAUCAGGAUGAGCUCGGACCCCACGUAUUAACCCAGCACCCCACCACUUUCUCUGAGCCCACUGUGCUCCGAGUUGAAGCUGAAUUCAGGAUCCCAGGAGAGAGAGGCCGACCCAAACCAAGCAGCCUCCCUAAUGAAAAAGAGGAGGUCCACAGCUGUAUCGUCUGUGGCCAGGUGUCACAAGAUGCCAGCGAGCUAGAGGCUCACAUGAGGAAGCACAAGGACUACUUCACUUACUGUUGUAAUGUCUGUGGGCGGCGUUUUCGAGAGCCGUGGUUUCUUAAGAACCACAUGAAGAUGCAUGCUAAACCCGGAGCAAAGAGCAAGGCCCAGCAGGACCUGGAGACCCCGGCUACAGUCAAUGACGUAGUCCAAGACCCUGCUUCAGAGCAGGUAGUCACUGUUUACAAAAUGUGCAUGGUUUGUGGGUUUUUCUUCCCCGACCAUGACAGUUUGGUUGAACAUAGUAAAGUACAUAAUAGAGAGGUGGAGCAUGGCAAAGAUAAAGACAAGGAAAACGUGGAUGCCACAACUGAAUCCCUCACCACACAGGAAACGUUUCUUCGCAGUCUGAACCUUCGGCCUCAUUCUGCAGGAAAUAGUUUGCAAAAUGAGCGAUCAUCAAAAUGGAUUCCGCAGUUAGAUCCCUUCAACACCUAUCAGGCCUGGCAGCUUGCUACAAAGGGCAAGAUAGCAGUGGGUCCAAAUAAUACUAAAGAUAUUGGCCAGGAAGCCAGCACAGACAACGAGGACUGCAACUCUGAUAAGGAGGAGUUGAAUAAUAUUUGGUCUGAAGGCCAAGGAGACAAGGCUGCGAAAGAGGUCCUUGGGAGAGAGCUGCGGUCUCAGCAGCAGAGUGUAGCAGAAAGCCCAGCGCCACGGCGGAGGUCUCUCAUGCAAAAAGAUAAGGACAAAGAGAGGCCAACCACUUGUGAGGAAUGUCAGAGGACCUUCAGGACGUAUCACCAGUUAGUUCUUCACUCCAGGGUGCACAAGCGUGAGCGAGGCGGCGAGGAGAGCCCCACUUCCUCCAUGGAGGGGAAGUUGUCACGAGUGGGCUCACUGGAGCACGCAGAGGAAGGAUCAGAGGAGGGCGCCGAGGAAGCAGCAUUAACAGAAAACCUGGGUGAAGACGGGUUUGAUCGAUCAAAAGUCAAAUCAAAAGAAUGCAGUUACUGUGGCAAAUCAUUCCGAUCGAGCUAUUACCUCACAGUUCACCUCAGGACCCACACAGGUGAAAAACCAUUUAAGUGUAAUUACUGUGACUACGCUGCAGCCCAGAAGACGUCACUGAAGUAUCACCUGGAACGUCGUCACAAGAACAAACCCGACGUGGAGAUCACCGGCAGACCUGUGCCUUCAGUGCCCUCUCCCACUGAUGGAGAACACAGAAAUGGCAGCAGGAGUCCCGCCCGGAAUCGAACCAAACUCUGGGUUCCGAGCACCGCAGCAAAACCGGAGGACAAAUAUGAGAGCGUAGUUAGCAAACUUGGAAAACCACUCGCUCAGAUGAACGAGUACGAGAAAUUAAUUGCGAAGUCUGCCUCCUCGCCGAGUGAUGACGUGCUCAUAAAGGUCCCUCUACCUGUCAACAUGAAGAUGGAAAGAGAAGAUAUAAAAGAUGAAAACUCAGAGGCCCCAUUGAACCUGUCCUUAAGAGUGUCUCUCUCCAUCCCUGCUAGUGUAGAAACCAGAAAUGCAUUAAAUCCAAUUACCUGUGCGUUCUGUGCGUAUAAAACCAUGUACCCCGAGGUUCUGAUUAUGCACAAAAGGCUGAGUCAUAAGGACAAAUCAGACAGCGCAAAGAAGAGUGGAUUUGGAGGCAGUGUGAAACAAAAGCGUUACACAGGCUGCCCCCCCGCACUCGAUGGCAAAGACGUCGGCCCACUUCCGCCGAUUGACAGGCGCCACCCUCGUCGAACCAAAUCUCCUCCCCGCCAACCGGCAAAACCACAAGAGAAGACGCCGCCUGUUAACCAACCUCAAGGUCUGAAGCCCCCCCCUGUCCUCGCACCCCUAAACAAUGUUGUCCAGGAGGCUCAGCGCUAUAGAAAGAAUUCUGACUCACACCCCAGUCAGGAAUCCUCCAGGUUUCCAGAGCACAUGAGGAAACCCACCGCAGGCAGCAAGCAUGCGAUGGACCGACCGGGCCCCCCGGACAGAGUGGGAAUCGCGGAGAGGAGUUACCCGGCGCGGAGUGACGCCAUUUGGCACUCGGAAGCUGCCAGGCUGUGCCUUUCCAGCCGAUUUGGGAGCCUCCCCCAGAUGGAUUUUGGUGAAUCUUCCAACAAGAGACUGAAAUACUCGGUACCCACCGGCAGGGAGGCGGACAUCGGCGAGAAGCCUGGCUUCAGAGCGCCACUAGGGGACGCAUCCAGCAGGGUGAUCAUCUCAGGGAGAGGUGUGAGAACCAUGGCUCCAUCCACGGAGACGCUGGGUCCUGUGAAGAACACAGCGUCCGCUAUGGGAGGAGGUUUGGACACUGAGUGGAGCAUGAUGAACCUCCUUCGCCCCUACACCCCCAACGAACUGGCCUCUCUCUAUCACAGCUCGCCAGCGAACCCCAGUCACGGAGGACUGGCCAACCAGAGAGCAGGGGGCAGAACGGUGCUGUACCAACACUUACCCACUCUGCCCAUCCUGCAGAGACGAGACCCCUCAGGCCCGUUCCCUCAUCAACGCUACGGGGCUUCUGACAAAAGUACCUAAAGUGGCUCCAAAGGUAAAAGGUUGAAGAAUAUGUUGAAACUAUUUUUGGGGAUCUUUGAAAAGUUUAACCAGGUAAAUGAAUCAAGUCAUGAUUGAAAAACUUUCUGUCUCUCUUUAGAUUGAACUGUGCUGCUACCUUAUUUUGGAGAGAAUUUGUUCAAUGUACAGAUUUAAGAAGAGACGUCUGUGCUCAGAAAGUGUCUCCACCCCCUUAAUUUAAUAUUUUUUCAAUAGCAGGACAUUUAUGUUGUGUUGACAUUUCAGGGCUCGGGCGUUUUAGUUUUUCUUUUUUUUUUCUUUUUGAACGAAAACGUGCAGAGUAUCUCUCUUUAAACUUAUUAUUCCACUGGUGUGCACUGUGAUAUUUUCUUUCUCUGAAAUGUUUUUGACCCACACUAAAGUCCAGAUACCUGUAAGUGUCUAUGACACAACAGUAAAAUGCGUAUGUGGGAUAACGUUGGUGUAUCUGUAGGCUAUCAGCAUGGCAAAUUGUAUUAAGUAAAAACCUAAGAAGAAAGAUUUGUGUGAAGAAUUGCUGCUCAGUUUACUAACUGUCGACGUCCAAGCAGUAAUUAAGCACUAUUCUGUUUUUUGUUUCCUUUCCCAAAGCACUGGCGGGUGGGGGAUUUUCUGUCGAAUAACUUGAUGGCUUCGGCCCAGUGGUUUACAAACAGGCCAGAGUAACGAGUCCGUCUGUGUUUGCUGAAGUGGUCUACCUCACAUUGUGCUCCCCACACUGUUGUUCUUGUUAAGCUGCUGUCGCGGUCACAUCAGCUGGAGCUCCGCGUCUCGUCUGUUGACUCGAUGGACACGAAUUUGUCGCGCAUCACAGUAUUUGUAAAACCUGAGAUUGUCUGGUAACGAAGAGCAGCUACUACUGAGACCAUGUCGACCAACGGCACACGAGUAACUGGUCUCCUUCGAUACGCUUGAUAUUUAUGAGCCCAGUGUAAAACACAGAACAGGUAUUGAGGUUAUUGUUUAUCCUUUUUUGAAAUGGCAAAUGUCUCUCAGCUGCUUUAGCGUUGCCUCAAAGUAUGAGCUGCAAAAUGAACCAGACCUCAUGGAUUUCUGUUUGUGUGUUAAAUAGUCGUGCUGUAUUUUCUUGGGCUGCCUUGGCGUCUGGAAAGUGGUGCUUUGUUUCAAGGGACAGCGUCAGCUCGAGCCGAACGAGGCCUUUUUUUUUUUACAUGUGUGACUGUGGAUUUGGGAAAAACAUGAAACCAGUGACGCUGGCUCAAUGUAAACACUGUGAACAAAACAGUCUCAGGUUAUUAUCUGUUGUGUUAUUUAGUAUUUCUGCCACAAUGAAAGGCUUUGGUUAAGUUAUUUGUUUUGGUAUUCACAUUACAUGUGUACUUAUAUAAAAAUGAAAAUAUUGUUUGAGAUUUGUAUGACACAUUUCAAUAAUAAAGUGACAUGCGAAGA
Messenger RNA from Paralichthys olivaceus (Japanese flounder), 4958 nucleotides. RefSeq names its product zinc finger protein 217 (gene znf217). Gene Ontology annotation, biological process: regulation of DNA-templated transcription. NCBI's taxonomy places the organism in Eukaryota, Metazoa, Chordata, Actinopteri, Pleuronectiformes, Paralichthyidae. The record is from RefSeq and is a predicted model, not a curated record. Gene Ontology annotation, cellular component: nucleus. Gene Ontology annotation, molecular function: RNA polymerase II cis-regulatory region sequence-specific DNA binding; DNA-binding transcription factor activity, RNA polymerase II-specific.